Messenger RNA from Ogataea angusta, 588 nucleotides. RefSeq lists its product as uncharacterized. The transcript has a single exon. Gene Ontology annotation, cellular component: nucleolus. Bases 1 to 588 code for a protein of 195 amino acids. The record is from RefSeq and is a predicted model, not a curated record. Gene Ontology annotation, biological process: ribosomal large subunit biogenesis. Lineage: Eukaryota; Fungi; Ascomycota; Pichiomycetes; Pichiales; Pichiaceae.
AUGAGAAUCUACUCCUGUCACUUCUGUUCAUCGCCGGUGUACCCCGGCCACGGGAUCAUGUUUGUGCGGAACGAUGCCAAGGAAUUCCGCUUCUGUCGCUCGAAGUGCCACAAGGCGUUCAAACAGAAGAGAAACCCAAGAAAACUCAGGUGGACAAAGGCUUUCAGAAAGGCUGCCGGAAAAGAGCUCGCAGUCGACUCCACGCUCACCUUUGCAAGCAGACGCAAUGUUCCGGUGCGCUACAACAGAGAUCUUGUUGCUACGACGCUCAAGGCCAUGUCGAGAAUCGAGGAGAUCAGACAGAAGAGAGAGAGAGCGUUCUACAAGAACAGAAUGAGAGGAAACAAGGAGAGACAGCUUGCUGCCGACAGAAAGCUCGUGGAGGAGAACCAGGAACUGCUGAGAAUGAGAGAAGUCGAGCUCAGAAUCAAGGCAGAGAAGGAGGCCGCCAAGGCACAGAGAGAACAGGAGGAAGACGAGAUGGACGAGGACGAGGACAUGGAGAUGGAGAGCGAAGAGAGCGAGGCGGAAGAACAAGCGCAAAAGAUCCUGCUCAAGAACAAACGCAAAACCAAGGUCAAAUUCUAA